AUGUCUGAGCUUGAACGCCGACACGUUGGUGUUGGAUCUCGAAGACUCGGUGCUACUUCCCAACAAGCAGCGCGGCCGGCAGCUGGUGCAAGACUUCCUACAGAAGAACAUCGACGCAAGAAGAACUUCAUCGUCCUCUCUUGUUUCAUCUCUUUCUGCUCACGGCAAAGGAGAAGGCUCGGGCUCUUCGCUCCCCCACCCGGAAAUUCUGGUGCGCAUCAACCCGCUGGACUCCGAGUUCUGGCACGACGAUCUUCGAGCUGCGCAGCUUGCCGAUGGCUUCAUGCUGCCGAAGAUCAGCUCGAAACAGGACUUGGAUCUGUUGGAGAACAGCGGUUUGCUCCGGCCUGA
Molecule: messenger RNA, 351 nt
Organism: Amoebophrya sp. A120
Lineage: Eukaryota; Dinophyceae; Syndiniales; Amoebophryaceae
Source: the annotation of a GenBank genome assembly